Molecule: messenger RNA, 5032 nt
Organism: Pocillopora verrucosa
Lineage: Eukaryota; Metazoa; Cnidaria; Anthozoa; Scleractinia; Pocilloporidae
Biological process (GO): negative regulation of transcription by RNA polymerase II
Cellular component (GO): nucleus
Molecular function (GO): transcription corepressor activity; protein binding
Source: RefSeq, a predicted model, not a curated record
CUCGAGAUCAGGGUAACUUUAGUUGUCGAAUGCGCCAUGCUUCCCAAUUUAUGGUUUCCAUUUGGUUCAUUGUCUUACAUUCCUCAUUAGUAUGGCUGACGAUGCUGAUCGAAAUGUUUGGGAUGUUCUUGGCGUGUCAAACGGCGGCGAUCGUGUGGUCAUUCAAGGAAGAGAGCAAUCUUUGUGCUCUAAUGGGAUUCACGUGGGUGAAACGGAGAAAGAAAACUCUGCUGGUAAUCAAGAAGCAUCCCCUGAUGAGAAGGGUACCGCUGCACCACGAGUGAUCGAUAUCGCGGACGUAUCUUGCUCCAACGAUGUCCCGGAUGAUUCUCUUCAAAAUGGUGGCAAUAGUGUAGAGAAGAUCAUUCAAAGAUAUGCGGACCGAAAUAAGUUCGUGAAGAUUUUAGCGGAUAACUUAAAACAAUCCCCCGCAGUAAAAGCUGAAACUCGCUAUAACGGCGAACAAGUGGUGUUACAACGCGAAAUUCCGAUGGGAGAUGUCAAUGGCGUGACUGAAUCAACUGUCCAGGUUGUAAGGAAAAACCUGAACGUUGAAUAUCAUGACGUGACUCUAGCUGCCACGACCCUCAACAACGAAAGCUCUGAACCAGCGUCAGAAUUGAGAAAUGAACGUUCUGUAUUCGAACAUAUCAACAACAACUUUCGAUCUGCCGCUACCUUCGCUCAAAACCGCAUCGUCGAGACUGUACCAAAUGGGAAAGGAUCGGCGAAGGACGCUCGUCCGACAGCAGUGGAAGAAAAACAGAAGGCGUCGAAUACCGCAACGGAAGAAAGUAAUGUCCGUGAACAUGUAAAGGUUACCUCCUACUUUAAACAGCAAAUUCAAAGAACGACUUCUAUGGAAGGAAACAGAGUGUUUCCUUUUUCUGAAAAACUCAGACAGUUAACAUCUAUAAACAAGGAACUUGGAAGUAGCAUGCCUCCUGCGGUGCAGCCUUUGAGAACGGGUUAUGAUGCUGUUACUUCCGGUCGGCCCCUACAACAAUUUCCACAGUUAAACGCGUCCAACAUGCGAUCAAAUGCCAUCCCAGCGCGUGUUAUAAACGGGCAGGCUAACCCUGUUGGGACUCAAGUGAUAAUUCCGACAGGGCGGACUAAGGUGGACUCGAAUUUAAUAUUUCCUUCAGUGACUCCGAUAAAAUACGUCAAUCCAGCAUCAGGGUCGAUAAGUGUUAAAAAUACGUAUCCCAAUCAGGUUCCUACGUCUGGAUAUAACGGCAAUACGAAUCCCGUGGCUAUUCAACCUUGUACUGUAGAUAAACCUGACCUGAUCAGUUUAGACUCCACGGGGAUUACUAGUGAAAAAGUAAACGUUGACAGAACUCAGACCAAUAUAGCAACAACUCAUCUGAUUGGUCCUUUUAUCGGUACUGGCACUCCUCCCCCGAAUACCUACAUUGCAGCUAUUAGACCUGUGCAUUCACAGCCAUUGGCGAACGGAUUGCAAUCCCCAACGGGCCCACAAUUGCAAGCUGUUACUUCUCCUGUUAAGGGACAAGUAAUGGUGUUACCACUGCUUUCACCUGCAGGAAUACCUUGUGGUGUGAUACCUCCACCUGUUUCCGUGACUGCUUUGGAGAGAAACAAUUUACCGAUUCGAACGCAUCCAGACUUAAUUUGCCCUGAGAGACUUACAUCUUCACCCGAUAUACCGGAGAGGACGUUUCGACCAGUUUCCCCUGGUAAAUGUGUAAUCAAUGCCGGUAUUUCUGGCCAUACGCGAGUUUCGCUUCAACCACCGAAUAAUUUCCGUUCUUUACCACCUCAAACUGGAUAUUCAAUCUCCCCGAGAACAAAUAGUCUUAACAGAAUGGGCUCUGUGGAAGAGGAGCUUGCGGAUCAAUCUUACGAGUGUGCCUUGCGUGAGUCGGCAAACAGCCCUGACAUAGAAAGGUACUUAAGCUGCGAGUCACCUAUUACGGUUCGGAGUUCUUCAAACAGCCAACAAAUUGAAAACGUUUGUGAAAUCAAUACUGACGAAUCGAUUGUUUCGCCUCAUGUGGUAUGCAAUGGGGAUUUGAAAGGUGUUGACAAUCCUCCUUCAAAUUGGGAACAAAAUGUAAGUGAAUGCGUGGAAGAAUAUGUAGAAGAAAGUGUAAAUUGCCUUGGGGAAUGCCUGGAAGAGCGUUCUCCCGUUGAUAAGACAGGUGUAGAAAACGUUGAAGACGUAGAAUAUGUCGAAGACGUAAGAAACGUUAAAGACGUAGAAAAUGUUGAAGACGAAGAAAAUGUUGAGCACGAAGAAAGUUUCGAAGACGUAAGGAACGUUAAAGAUGUAGAAAAUGUUGAAGAAGAAGAAAAUGUUGAAGACGUAAGAAACGUUGAAGACGUAGAAAAUAUUGAAGACGAAGAAAAUCUUGAAGACAUUGGUGAAGACAAGGGAAGUAACUCCAAGAAAAAGCAAAACAAAGCAAUGAUUCGCCGCCUUGAGCCCAGGCUUCCAUCGCCUGUCCGUGAAACCAGCGUUGGGGACUUGUACCGAGACCCAAGCCAAUUAACUCGUGAAGAAAGAGCUUUACAAAGAGCAAUGAUGCAGUUUAGUGAAAUGGAAAUGAAAGAGAAAUGUAAAGAAAUGAGGAAGAAAGACUCAUUCAAAAGGCGGCUACGGAAAAGACACAAGGAAAAAUCAACUUUACCAAAUGAUGGAAAGAAACAAACAGCAACAAAGGUGUGGAUAAAGAAAUUUAAGCGGAGACGGCUUUGGUUUUCUCAGAGGAGAAGUAUAAUGGUGAAGUCUACAGGCCAAGAGGACAAUUCAGCGGUGACUAGCAGUGAAAAGCAGACAGCAACUGUCACAAAGAAGCGGAGAACCAGCUUAUUGCAGAAUAGUGAUGAGCAACCCAAGUUGAAACGAAAUCGUGUGGAAAGAGAGAAACGAGCUUUUGUUCCCAAACCAAAGGAUGCCCCACAAGAAGCAGCUGUUUUACCGAAGCAACAAACCACGAACAAACCUGUGAAAUUGAAAAGAAGCUCGAGCGAAACCUGUGAUCCUAAGGAUACCAAAAAGGAGAACGUUCCAGAAAAACAUUUAUGCAAAAGACCCUCAACCCCCGUUGAAAUGGGGAAAAAAGCUGUUAAACGUGCGAAAGUAGAGAUAGAGCCGCUGCGAGUGAACAAGCAGGAAGUUGUUGUGGACAAAAACGCUAAAACUGACCGAACUCACCGUGUUACCAAGACGUACAUGUUGGUCACGGCGUAUCAAGGUUUUAGGGAUUUCAAGCCAGUGGUUCUCGAAUCUCGGACGCGUGGAAAGUCCAAGCAGACGGAUGGUGAAGGCCAACCAGACAAUGAUAAGAGUACCACAAAGACGUCUGAGUUCCCUCUGCUGGUGGUUGAAAGUGUCAACUCGAAACCUAUCAGAAAAAGUAUCAUCGCUGAGAAUGAGGAGGUCCAACAACUUGUAGAGAAUUCUCUAAAAGCACGCGGAAAGUGGGAGUUGGAUGACUCUGUCGAAGAGAAAACCAGUGAUGAUGAUACCUUGAGAGAGGCCAAGAAGUUGAAUGUGAAUCGCAACACAGGGGAAACCAUAUUGCACAAAGCAGCUCGAUUAGGAUACCACGAAACGGUUCAUCACCAUAUCCAUCAAGGUGUCGACCCGAACGCCAAAGACAACGCUGGCUGGACGCCGUUACACGAGGCUUGCUCUAGAGGCAAAGUUGAUGUCGUCAAGGUGCUUGCCAAGUACGGUGCUGAUGUAAACGCCUGCUCUAAUGAUGGCAUUCGGCCCAUUCAUGACGCGGCAGAAGGAGGUUACGUGGAUGUGCUUAGGGUUUUGUUAUCGUACGGUGCAGACCCAAAGCUUGCAACGUACUCCGGGAACAGCGCCCUUACUUGCACUAAAGACUCCAACACCAGGGCUUUCCUAGAAGGUUUUCUCGAGGAUGUUGAUUUGAAGAACCCUCCGAUGACUGCAACAGAAACUGAGGGAUGCUGGGAAUUUGAUGGAUCAUGUGCUGUCAUGGAUGAGUCACUGGAUCACAUGUCUGGAAUAUUUGAGGGAGUUCCUAAGAUUGAAACUGUCCCGGAUGGAGAGUUUGAAUUAAGUGACAGACCUCACCUUCCAACCUACAAUCUGCCAGUUAUGGUGAAUGAUGAAUUAACUUCUGGGCGAAGAAAUUACUUCCUCCUAUCUGAUGUCUUGGAGCAUCUUGGAAUAAGCCGAGGGGCUCUGAUUAAAAAGGCGAAAAGAUUAGACAUACGAGAAAUGCCCUGGUCCCAGUUUAUGGCAGAAAUUGCCGACAGACCCCUUUGUGUUGUGCCAAAACAUACCCCAGCGGAUAGCAGCACCCAUGAGGCGAUGGCGGAACUUGUACCUAUAAACUACAAUCUUAGGAGACUCCUAAACAUUAGAGUGGAAUCCGUUCACAUGACCUGAAAUCAGGAAGCAUCCACCAUAUCGGAACCAAAGUCGGGCGCUAAGGGUCACCUCUCAGCUCUUUAGAGAUAAAUGCCGUUCACAAAACGGAUAUGAAACCUCUCCGAUCGGCUUGAAGAGGAAGCGAAUGAUCUGAUGAUGCGAUUUUAAAUAAUGUUCCCUUUAAAUGGACGUAAAUCAUCGCUGUUACCGUUGGAAGUAUGUUCGCAAGCACAUUUAAAUUGUUGUAAUAAGCUCUCGGCCAGUAGAACAGCAGAGUUGUCGUUAAUUUUGCAGUUUAGUUCUCGCCGAUAACCAAAGGGAUUGAAGGUUAAGGGUUGUCGACUGUAAGAACUUUUUGGUGGGGAAAAGACAUUUUCCCAAUGUUUUGCUGAGUUUUGUAUGUAAGGAUGGGCAUAGUUACGUUUGUAAAAGAGAAAGGUCACGAGUCUAUUUUUAUACAUUUCCUUUGGACAUGAGCAGGAAAAAAAGGAGCGAAACAAUUUGCUUUCCAACAUCAUUGUAUCGAGCCAGUGGUGGAAUGAGGAAACAUUUUGUUGUCGUGUCUGGUGUUUCCUUUGCCAAUAAGUUGCCGUAACUUAAAAGUGAAAGAUAGCAAGAAAAUGAAGAAUUAAAAAAAUAGUUUUUAUUUGUAAA